Molecule: messenger RNA, 4130 nt
Organism: Alosa sapidissima (American shad)
Lineage: Eukaryota; Metazoa; Chordata; Actinopteri; Clupeiformes; Clupeidae
Gene: slc2a1b
Product: solute carrier family 2 member 1b
Exons: 10
Coding region: 409-1884 (491 amino acids)
Biological process (GO): response to insulin; D-glucose transmembrane transport
Cellular component (GO): apical plasma membrane; basolateral plasma membrane
Source: RefSeq, a predicted model, not a curated record
GCCAAUCACGCUCGAUGCACACACGAAAUAUAUUUACCGGCUUAUUUCCUCAGGGGCACAAGUCUUGGGUUAGACACUAGCGUGAAGUGAAAUUAGCCUAUUGCUCAGACAGAACUUACAAAGACUGAAAAGUUUGGGGCAUUGCCUCAGCUUUCGCGAACACAAAAAUAAUUGCGUGCAGAAAAGUUGUGAUGGACUUUUGAGAGAAGAACACAACUUUGUUUGGGUUGCUCUUGAAGAAGAACCUUUUGUUCACAGCUAACGUUAACGCUGCGUUUAUUUUUUUUUCGUUUUCAAUAAUAUUCUGAGACAAAAUGAAACACUGAUCGAAUUUGAAGAAGAGAAGACUUUUAAAGAGUACCGCUAAGUUACGGACAUCUUGAGUUAUCUUUACUGUUAUCACAUCACAUGGAUUCCGGUGGUAAGCAAGUGACACUCCAGCUGUUAUUGGCUGUAGGAACCGCUGUUAUUGGUUCCCUCCAAUUUGGCUACAACACCGGUGUCAUCAACGCCCCUGAAUUGAUCAUCAAGGCGUUCUACAAUGAAACCUGGUUUGACAGAUAUGAGACUCCGAUCACCGAGACCAACCUCAUCACACUAUGGUCUGUCUCAGUGUCCAUGUUCUCCGUGGGAGGUAUCUUUGGUUCCUUCUCAGUGGGUGUGUUCGUCAACCGCUUUGGAAGGAGGAACUCCAUGUUCAUGGCCAACGUUCUAGCCUUCAUCUCUGCCGCCCUCAUGGGAUUUUCCAAGUUGGCCGCCUCCUGGGAAAUGCUCAUCAUUGGCCGCUUCGUUGUAGGCCUCUACUCUGGCCUGUCCACGGGGUUCGUGCCCAUGUACGUGGGCGAGGUUUCACCCACCGCCCUCCGAGGUGCCCUGGGUACCCUCCACCAGCUGGGCAUUGUGACUGGCAUCCUAAUUGCACAGGUCUUCGGCAUGGAGAGCAUCAUGGGUAACGCUGCGUUCUGGCCCCUCCUGCUGGGCUUCACUGUUGUCCCGGCGGUGGCCCAGUGUUGCCUGCUGCCCUUCUGCCCUGAGAGCCCACGCUUCCUCCUCAUCAACCGCAACGAAGAAAACAAGGCCAAGAACGUUUUGAAGAAGCUGCGUGGGACAUCGGACGUGAGCGCGGACAUGCAGGAGAUGAAGGAGGAGAGCAGGCAGAUGAUGCGGGAGAAGAAGGUGACCAUCCCCGAGCUGUUCCGCUCACCACUCUACCGCCAGCCCAUGAUCAUCGCCAUCAUGCUGCAGCUCUCCCAGCAGCUGUCUGGCAUCAACGCUGUGUUCUACUACUCCACUAGCAUCUUCAAGAAAGCCGGAGUGUCACAGCCUGUGUACGCCACCAUUGGAGCUGGUGUGGUCAACACCGCCUUCACAGUGGUCUCGCUCUUUGUGGUGGAGCGUGCCGGGCGCCGGUCCUUGCACAUGCUGGGAUUGAUUGGCAUGGCUGGCUCCGCUGUGCUGAUGACCAUCGCUCUAGCUCUCCUGAACAAGCUGAAGUGGAUGUCGUACGUGAGCAUCGUGGCCAUCUUUGGCUUUGUGGCGUUCUUCGAGAUUGGCCCAGGGCCCAUCCCCUGGUUCAUUGUGGCUGAGCUCUUCAGCCAGGGACCCCGGCCUUCCGCCAUGGCUGUGGCCGGCUUCUGUAACUGGACGGCCAACUUCAUCGUGGGCAUGGGCUUCCAAUACGUGGAGGCGGUUUGUGGGCCAUACGUGUUUGUGAUCUUCACCAUCCUCCUCCUCUUCUUCUUCGUCUUCACCUACUUCAAAGUCCCCGAAACCAAGGGCCGGACGUUCGACGAGAUCUCCGCCGGUUUUCGCCAGUCCUCUGCCACCGGUGCUGAGAAGCAUCCGGAAGAGCUCAACAGCCUGGGGGCAGAUUCUCAGCUCUGAGGCACCCCAGCCUCACAACCCCCACCAAAUCUCCCCCACCCCCAAUCCAUCCACUCACCCCCAUCUCCUAGAGUUUGUUUCAUUUUAUUGCAUUCUAUUAUUUUAGUUAAUGUUAUUUUAGUUUUGCAGAAAGUAGAGCAAGGCCAACUAAACUAAAGUAAAGGCCCCAAUGACCUAGUAGCACUGAUGGGUUUGGGGGGGGGGGGGGGUUGAAAAGAGGGUUGACUUGGAGGAGGGGAUGAGAAGAGAGGAGAUUGUUAACAAAGGGUUAGAAGGACACAAGCGAGAGAGAUGAUCGCGGGCGGUCUGUUUUCAUACUUCCCCAAACUGCUCUAAUUGUUUACUAGACUGUUACUUUACACUGUACUGACUGGAGGCUGGAGUGUGAAUAUGGUGGUGCCUCCUUUUUUCUGCUCCUUUUCUCUCUCCCUCUUGUUCCCUUUUUCUCUAAGUGCGUUAGGCGUGUCUCUCUGGCCUACUUCUGGUAGAUGUCAGGAGGACUUGUUAUUUUUCGUUGUAAGUCCAACUGCCUGUGACCCUGGCGUCAUGGGCUUUUACAAAAAACUUGCUGAACAUAGCUGAAGUCUACCUGUACACUUUGUUAUACUUGUUAGUAUAAAGAUGAGAACCUAGACCCUCAUCCAAUGGUUAGCGCUUUCAGCCCAGUGUUUGCGUCAGACCUGCAGGGGGCGAUAGCGAGACACUCAUUUCAGUUCCCUGUUUGACAAAUGGGUUUCAGGUGUCCAUGUGAGGUUACUGGGCAACAGAGACCUAAAACUGUAUUUAUUUCUCAGACAUUUCUUGAUAAAUAGAAUCUCGUAUAUUUUAGUGCUUACACUGAUUUUAAAAGAUCAUUUGUAUUCUAAAGAAUCGUAUCAUGUAAAUAUAUAUUUUUUACACAUCUCGUUUAAAGUUAUUUUAUCCGCAUAUGAAACUGUCAGUAAAUAUUUCUAGAGCUAAUGAAAUGUAGAGACAAAUAAACCAAAUCAUGACGUUUAGAUUCUGUAGAAUUUCUAGCAAGAGUUUCAAACUACUGUAUGAAGCAGAAAAAAAACAUGCUGAAAGAUGAAAUGUUACAUUUGAAGGAGGAACCAUUGUGUUAUCCCAGAUGUUUAAGGUCGACUGCUUCGGGUGGCACAUCUGCCCUGAACGGAGGCUGAUUGCUGAGGGGUGGUUAGGGACUUCAUCAUCAUCACUUCUCACCAUAACAAUAAUUCUGAUGCUGCCUUUGCCACAAACAAUUCAUCAGGUGCCUUAACACCCCAGUCCAAACAACAAAAACAGAAAAUAUCCCUCUUCUGCAAAGGCAUUUGCUUUGCACCCAUCACUAGAUGAAUGUAAACUCUUUAUGUGUGUCCUCGACAGUGCAGAAGGGGUUGGGCAUGGCACAUCCUUUGAAAGAGGGACCAAAUCAGACACCUUGCUCUGCCAUCCUUUUUUUCUGCUCUAAAAACUACACUCCGCUUUGGUGGGCCACUGGCAGUAAUAGAAUGUGUUGGUAGCUGUUUUGUCAGGCUGGUUUCACCCAAUGUCUAGUCUACAUUAUUGUUGUCUGUCUCUGCCUUUGCCACCACGGUCCCAAAUGACUCCGAUCCGGGGCUGAUUUGUGUGGUAGUUUGUGUGUUGAAGUACAUGUAGCUGUUGCGGUCAUGUUUUGUGAUGUUUUACCUGCUGUAUCAAGCCUGCUGUGCCACUUCAGAGUGUUCUGUCUUUCCUUAUCAGCACUUUAUAGUAGCCUGCUGCUAUCAGACUAUAUUUCUCACCAGCUCAGUUUUUACAGCUAGGGUAGUCUGGAAACCUUCGAUCUACAGACAAUUGGCCUGGUAGAGUGGUUUAGGUGACCAUCAACAACCAUAAAGCCUUAACAGAAAGCCUGUGUUUGCUGCAAAAUCAUCUAUUUUACUUGAGGGUAGAUUUUGUAAAAACUCCUUUACUCUGGACAGGUGAAGGCCAAGAAUUUAAUGUUGUUCUUGCCCUAAACAGGGGCUUGCCACAAGAUCUCUUUCGCUGACAUUUUGGUCUAAACCUAAGCUUUUGGCUAAGGCACACCUGACUUGAAUGAUGACCCAUGCGGGUUUCCAGACCACAGUGAAUACUCUGAAAAUAUAUGGUGGCAGCGUUAGACUAGUAUUUUCCUCCAAAAACAAUGUUUGCAUUUGAAUAGUUUGGUUUCAAAAACACAAUAUCCUCCAUUUUAAUGAAUAUUCAUGAAUAUAUAUAUAUUUUUUUUUUUUUUUUUUUUUUUU